This is a messenger RNA of Colletotrichum chrysophilum, 2685 nucleotides long. RefSeq lists its product as uncharacterized. The record is from RefSeq and is a predicted model, not a curated record. The transcript is spliced from 4 exons. Gene Ontology annotation, biological process: retrograde transport, endosome to Golgi; intracellular protein transport. Gene Ontology annotation, cellular component: late endosome; retromer, cargo-selective complex; retromer complex. Lineage: Eukaryota; Fungi; Ascomycota; Sordariomycetes; Glomerellales; Glomerellaceae. Bases 1 to 2685 code for a protein of 894 amino acids.
AUGUCUGCGACUCCCGUUCCGCCUGAGGACCAGGCACGCCUCCUCGAGGAUGCCCUGGUCGCAGUGCGCCAGCAGACCGCCCUCAUGCGAAAGUGCCUCGACACUCCAAGCAAGCUGAUGGAUGCUUUGAAGUGCUGCUCGACUCUCGUUUCCGAGUUGCGCACCAGCAGUCUGGGUCCGAAGCAGUACUACGAACUAUACAUGGCCGUCUUCGAUGCCCUGCGCUACCUGUCAGUCCACCUCCGCGAGAACCACCCCGUCAACCACCUCGCCGACCUCUACGAGCUCGUCCAGUAUGCUGGAAACAUCAUCCCGCGCAUGUAUCUCAUGAUCACCGUCGGUACCGCCUAUAUGUCCAUCCCCGAUGCGCCCGUCAAGGAAUUGAUGAAGGACAUGAUGGACAUGAGCCGAGGUGUCCAACACCCGAUCCGCGGCCUCUUCUUGAGGUAUUAUCUGUCUGGCCAGGCCAGAGACUACCUCCCCUCGGGCGAUGGUGAUGGCCCAGAGGGAAACCUGUCCGAUUCAAUCAACUUCGUUCUCACCAACUUUGUCGAGAUGAACAAGCUCUGGGUGCGCUUGCAGCAUCAGGGCCACUCCCGCGAACGCGAGCAACGGACGAGAGAAAGAAAGGAAUUGCAGCUGCUGGUGGGAAGCAACAUCGUGCGACUCAGCCAGCUGGUAGACCUCGAGACUUACAAGUCUGGCAUUCUGGCGCCCCUGUUGGAGCAGGUGGUGCAGUGCCGCGAUGUUUUGGCCCAGGAAUAUCUGCUCGAGGUCAUUACCCAGGUCUUCCCCGACGAUUUCCACCUCCACACCCUUGAUCAAUUCCUAGGGGCCGUGUCACGCCUCAACCCCCACGUCAACGUCAAGGCCAUCGUCAUUGGCCUGAUGGACCGCCUGUCAGACUACGCCGAGCGCGAAUCCAAGGAUGAGACGGAGGAUGACAGAGCCAAGGUGGAGGAGGAGGCUCUUGUGAAGUUGCUUGAGAAGACGAGUUUAAAGAAGGAGAGCCAGUCGGCCGCGGCUAGCACGCUUGCGCCAUCAGAAGCCGGAGACGAAGUCAGGAAACUGGAUGACCUCGACGAAAAUGGAGCCCAUACGAACCCGCAGACCAGCGAGAACGAGGCGCGUGCUCAAGAAGAUCUUCCUCCGCCAGAGCCCACACCGUCCAUCGCCGAUACCGAGAGCACGGCCGUUAAUGGGGACGGCAGCGCGCCAGAGAAGGGCAUUCCGGAGCACGUCCAGCUCUACGAGAUCUUCUUCAGCCAAGUCAAGAACCUCGUUGAGGCGCAACAUUUGCCUAUUCAGGACACGAUAGCCCUGCUCUGCUCCUUGACAAACCUGGCCCUCAACAUUUACCCCGAGAGGCUAGACUUUGUCAACCAAAUCCUCGACUACGCCACCAUCAAGGUCAGGGAGAACGCGAACAACGCAGACUUGCACUCUCCCCAGGCCCAGCAGAGCCUCCUGGCCCUGCUCCAAGCCCCCCUCAACCGAUACCUCUCUAUUUUCACCGCCCUCUCCCUCCCUACCUACGUUCCUCUGUUCCAAUCGCAAUCAUACCCGACUCGACGAGCGGUGGCUGGCGAAGUGGCUAGGACCCUUCUCCAACAUCAGACGCGCAUCGCGACACCCAGCCAGCUGGAGAACGUCUUAGAAGUGCUAAAGGUGCUCAUCAAGGAGGGCUCUCAGCCGCCAAACAACUACCCCGGCGUGGCACAGCGCCGUAAUGUCGAGACCGACGAGACGUUGGAGGAGCAAGGCUGGCUGGCCAGAAUUGUCCAUCUCAUCAACGGCGAGGAUAAUGACACACAGUUCCGCUUGUUGCAGAUGACGCGCAAGGCGUACUCUGAAGGCAACGAGAGAAUCCGCACAACAACACCUCCCCUCAUCACAGCUUGCAUGAAACUGGCGCGGCGCUUCAAGCUGCGCGAGCACUAUGAAGACAACUGGGAGACUCAGAGCAACGCCCUCUUCAAGUUUAUGCACUCUGCCCUGAGCACUCUGUACACCCGCGUGAACGGUGCCGGCGCGGCCGAACUGGCUCUCCGCCUGUUCUGCGCGUCCGGCCAGACAGCCGACAUGACUGGGUUCCAAGAGGUCGCAUACGAGUUCUUCGCCCAGGCUUUCACCGUGUAUGAAGAGGCCAUCACAGACUCCAAGGCGCAGUUCCAGGCGGUCUGCGUUAUUGCCACGGCGCUGCACCAGACAAGAAACUUUGACAAGGAGAACUACGACACCCUCAUCACCAAGUGCGCUCAGCACGGUAGCAAGCUCCUCAGGAAGCCUGACCAGUGCCGCGCCGUCUACCUUGCCAGUCACCUAUGGUGGGCCACGCCCAUGGCUGCCAACGGCGAGGCAGACGAGACUGGCCUGUACCGCGAUGGCAAGAGAGUCCUCGAGUGCCUCCAACGAGCCCUCCGCGUCGCUGACUCCUGCAUGGAGACCGCCACCUCCAUCGAACUCUUCGUCGAGAUCCUCGACCGAUAUGUCUACUACUUUGACCAGCAAAACGAGUCGGUCACAACCAAGUACCUCAACGGCCUCAUCGAGCUCAUCCACUCGAACCUCGCCGGCAACCAGCAGGACUCGGCCUCGAUUGAGAACAGCAAGCGUCACUUCUACCACAUCCUCGAGAGCAUCAAGAGCAGGCAGUACGAAGGCCUGGUUCUCUACCCCAAAUGA